AUGUCCUGCUCAGCAUCAGAUAUUGACGAGCGCCAAAGCCGGCCGGCCCUCCUCCUCCUUCCUCUCUCUCUCUCUCUCUCUCUCUUGACACGCCACACACACACACUACCAAACACGUUCCUUAGUUUUCUGAGACGCCCCUUCUCCCUUAAUAUCCGCCACUCUUCGAAUAUUCUGAUUUCCCACCCGCCCUUUCCUCGUAAUUCUUCGUUUUCAUCGUUGUUUCUCUCCGCCGCUUCUCCAUCCCUCUUUUUCCUCACAAAACUUCGGCGCAUGCGGCCGUUAAUUUGAUCAACUAAACUCCCAUGAUGAUGUCGGUCGAUCCCACGUCGAAGAAACGUGGAAGGAGCAAACUGUUCACGUGCUUUAAGCCGGUGGUCGUCGACGGUGAUCAUGAAUCAGAUGGAGAUGAUCAGAGUGGCCGGAGAUUGAAGAAGAGGGACUCCCAGAGUUUUACUGUCGCCGUCAAGGCCGUUCUCUUCAAGGCCUCGCCGCUGAAGAGAUCCCGGAGUGAAAGCGCAAAGCACGAUUUCUAUCGCCUGACGAGCAGCUUACAUUUAAAAAGCAAAAAGCUCGUCAGGUCCAUGAAGAAGAAUCUAUCAUACCCGUCAUUCUGGGCCCCCGUCGACAACAGUCUCCGGACAGCUUCAUCAACUCGUUCUUCACUAUUUUCAUCAACCUCAUCAAGCCGGCGAACGAACUCCUCAUCAGUACUGUCUUCUCCGAGAGCCUCUUUGACCUCACCGGCCAACUCUAGACUGGAAGAAGCCGCAGUGAGCGUGAGAAGGUCUGCGGCUCUUGAUUUCAGACAAAGGAGUCCGCCGACGUCAAUGAUCAACAGUCAGAAACCAAUGAGGAAAGAUCAUGUGGGGAGCAAGGCAUGUGUAUGUAACCAUAUUCUUGAAAUGUGCGUGCUCUUGGCUUGUUUGAUUGCCUUAGUUUUUUGUGGGAAGGCUUUAGCCAUAAUGACCUGCACUUCGACGUGGUUGUUGAUCGGCUCCGGCUGCCAGGGCCGGAUGGGGAGGGCCGUCGACUCAUUGGAAAACAAUGACGUCUUGGACUCGGAGGAGCACAAGAAAAUGGUGAUCAUGAAAGGGUUGUUGGAAAGGAAUCGAUCUAGGGGACUAUAGUUGUGAACUAGUCCAAUUUUGUUCCAUAUGUUUGGUACUUAAUUCGGAGCAAUAUUGGCAUUUUUGUUAUGAAUUUUUGUCUUUGAUGUUGUUUCCAAGAGUUGUAUUUCUUGUUUGUGAAGGGGAUAAGCGAAGUUUAAGCCCCUUUGUUUGAUUUAUGACUUGUUUGUUCUUGUAUUUGACUUGCGAGGACUAUUUUUGUGAACAACAUAUCUUUGAUUUUUAAAGUUACGUAUGUUAGUUAUCCGCAAACAAUGUUAA
Molecule: messenger RNA, 1391 nt
Organism: Sesamum indicum (sesame)
Lineage: Eukaryota; Viridiplantae; Streptophyta; Magnoliopsida; Lamiales; Pedaliaceae
Source: RefSeq, a predicted model, not a curated record